Chaetura pelagica (chimney swift) is the source of this 2784-nucleotide messenger RNA. It is a transcript of the gene TGM2, whose product is annotated as transglutaminase 2. NCBI's taxonomy places the organism in Eukaryota, Metazoa, Chordata, Aves, Apodiformes, Apodidae. Bases 1 to 2784 code for a protein of 927 amino acids. The transcript has 18 exons. Gene Ontology annotation, molecular function: protein-glutamine gamma-glutamyltransferase activity. The record is from RefSeq and is a predicted model, not a curated record. Gene Ontology annotation, biological process: peptide cross-linking.
AUGGAGCUUGUUCCUUCAUCCCUGCAGGCUCAGUACCAGCGUGGCCUGGCCUUGUGUCAGGAGGCAGCUGAGGUGCAGGACGCAGCUUUCCCGGAGGCACAUCCCUUCCAGGUGGCUGCAGCCCUUUUCCGGAGGAAGCUGCUGAGGUUCCAGGGGCAGGUGGAGCAGCGGCAGGGGGGGCGGGAGCUGCUGCGGGAGCUCGGACGCUUCUCCAGCAAGAUCGGGGGGCUGAAGGUGGGCUGCAGGCAGUGCUGGGGCCGGGGGCCGCGCGGGGAGGGCCAGGCCCUGCAGUGCCUGCAGAGCUCCUUCCAGAAGCUGUCGGUGGAGCUUGCCCUGGAGAAGCUGCAGGAGAUGGAGGCUCAGGUGUGCAGGAUGCAGAGCAGCCGAGGGCUGGCAGUCUGGACCCAGGCAUGGCACAGCUACCAGGUGAGCCGGCAGAUCCUGGAGGAGAUGCUGGCAGAGCUGCAGGAGGCCUGGGGAGCACCAGGCGAUGGGCAGGGAGAUGCCUUUGGCUUCUCCAGCUCGGGCUCUGCAGCCCCUUGCAAGGAAGAGCUGGUGCUGGAGACGUGGGACCUGCAGCGUGAGCAGAACGGGCAGCAGCACCGGACAGCGCAGCUGGGGCAGCAGCAGCUGGUGGUGCGGCGGGGACAGCCCUUCACCAUCACCCUGCACUUCUCGGGCAGGAGCUACGAGGAGGGGGUGGACAAGCUCGCCUUCAAUGUCGAGACGGGACCCUGCCCCAUUGAGACGUCGGGAACAAGAUGCCACUUUGCCAUGACCGACUUCCCGGAGGAAUCGGGCUGGAGCGCGGUGGUCCAGCAGCAGGACGGGGACGCGCUCUCGGUCUCGCUCUGCUCGCCCCCCAGCGCCCGCAUCGGCCGCUACAGCCUGACCCUGGAGACCUCCACGGACUACCAGGGUAGCAGCUACCACCUCGGGGACUUCGUUCUGCUCUUUAACGCCUGGCACCCAGAGGACACAGUUUUCCUCCGGGACGAGAACGAGCGCAGCGAGUACGUGCUGGCCCAGGAGGGGCUCAUUUACCAGGGUUCCCGGGACUAUAUCACCUCCAUCCCCUGGAACUUCGGCCAGUUCGAGGAAGACAUCUUGACCAUCUGCCUCAACCUGCUGGACACCAACCCCAAAUUCCUUAGGGACCAGAACAAGGACUGCUCCCGCCGCAAUGACCCCGUGUACAUCGGCAGGGUGGUGAGCGCCAUGGUCAAUUGUAACGAUGAGGACCGGGGGGUGCUGGCAGGAAGGUGGGACAACUGUUAUGAAGAUGGGAUGAGCCCGAUGUCCUGGAUUGGGAGUGUGGAUAUUCUCAGGAGGUGGAAGAAGUUUGGGUGUCAGCCAGUCAAGUAUGGCCAGUGCUGGGUCUUUGCUGCUGUGGCGUGUACUGUCAUGCGGUGCCUGGGCAUCCCCAGCCGGGUGGUGACCAACUACUACUCAGCCCACGACACCAACGGCAACCUGGUCAUCGACCGCUACCUCAGCGAGACAGGGGAGGAGGCCCAGCGCUCCAAGGACAUGAUCUGGAACUAUCACUGCUGGGUGGAGUCCUGGAUGGCCCGUCCAGACCUGGCAGCAGGCUAUGAUGGGUGGCAGGCACUGGACCCCACGCCCCAGGAGAAGAGUGAAGGGGUUUUCUGCUGCGGGCCAGCCCCUGUCAAGGCCAUCAAGGAGGGAGACCUGCAGAUGAAGUACGACAUCCCCUUCGUCUUCGCGGAGGUGAACGCUGACGUGGUGUACUGGGUGGUGGGGCCUGACGGGACACGGAAGAAGAGCACCCACUCCUCAGUGGUGGGGAAGAACAUCAGCACCAAGAGCGUGGGCAGGGACGGCAGGGAGGACAUCACCCACAACUACAAGUACCCAGAGGGGUCUGAAAAGGAGAGACAAGUGUUUGCAAAGGCAGAGCGCGAGACAAGGUCUCUGAGGGAGGAGGACGAGGGGCUGCACCUCAAGAUCAAGCUGUCGGAGGGUGCGAACAACGGCAGCGACUUCACGGUCUUCGCUGUCAUCAACAACAACACGGACACGGAGCGGGUCUGCAGGCUGAUGCUCUGCGCCCGCACCGCCAGCUACAACGGCAUCGUGGGGCCCCAGUGCGGCUUGAAGGACCUGCUGACCCUCACCAUGGAGCCCUGGGAAGAGAAGCGUGUUCCUCUACUCAUCCUGUAUGAGAAGUACAGGGAGAGCCUGACCCAGGACAACAUCAUCAAGGUGGUGGCUCUCCUGACUGAGUACCAGACCGGUGACAUCAUUGUGGCCAUCAGAGAUGUCUACAUCCAGAACCCAGAGAUCAAGAUCAGGAUUUUGGGGGAGCCGAUGCAGAAUCGGAAGCUGGUGGCAGAGAUCAGCCUGGUGAACCCCCUCACAGCCCCCCUGAACAACUGCGUGUUCGUGGUGGAGGGCACGGGCCUCACUGAUGGGCAGCAGUCCAAGGAGCUCGAGGAGCCGGUGGAGCCGCAGGCAGAGGAGAAGCGUGUUCCUCUACUCAUCCUGUAUGAGAAGUACAGGGAGAGCCUGACCCAGGACAACAUCAUCAAGGUGGUGGCUCUCCUGACUGAGUACCAGACCGGUGACAUCAUUGUGGCCAUCAGAGAUGUCUACAUCCAGAACCCAGAGAUCAAGAUCAGGAUUUUGGGGGAGCCGAUGCAGAAUCGGAAGCUGGUGGCAGAGAUCAGCCUGGUGAACCCCCUCACAGCCCCCCUGAACAACUGCGUGUUCGUGGUGGAGGGCACGGGCCUCACUGAUGGGCAGCAGUCCAAGGAGCUGUAA